Nilaparvata lugens (brown planthopper) is the source of this 2148-nucleotide messenger RNA. RefSeq names its product lysine--tRNA ligase (gene LysRS). Gene Ontology annotation, biological process: lysyl-tRNA aminoacylation. Gene Ontology annotation, molecular function: tRNA binding; lysine-tRNA ligase activity; ATP binding. NCBI's taxonomy places the organism in Eukaryota, Metazoa, Arthropoda, Insecta, Hemiptera, Delphacidae. Bases 203 to 2023 code for a protein of 606 amino acids. The transcript has 11 exons. Gene Ontology annotation, cellular component: cytosol; aminoacyl-tRNA synthetase multienzyme complex; cytoplasm. The record is from RefSeq and is a predicted model, not a curated record.
AUUUUGCAGUGCAUCACUCCAAAUCCAGGUGGCAUUGCGGCAAACGUAUAUCAACUUCUUUUUGGAAUUUGGAUUGGGUCAGGAAUCCUGUUCAGGAAUCAGGAUGUCUGCAACGGAAGGAGAAAAACUUUCUAAAAGGUUAUACUGCUGUCAAUAUUUCAAAAUGUGACGAGUUAGGAAAACGGUGUCUGGUAUCUUUGCCAUGCUGAAUAUGAUAUCUAUAAUAUGUAGAGGCCAAAUUGGUCUGCAGUCAUUUCAGAAGUCUGACUUGCUACGUCCGAUCUCCACAACUUAUAAAUGCUGGAGCAAAGGUGAAUUGAAACGUCGGCUGAAAGCUGAACAAAAACAGAAAGAGAAGGCUCAAAAGGAAAAAGAGAAAGAACAGAAUCAACCAGCAUCUAAUGCGGCUGCUGCAGCCAAGCCCAAGUCAGCUAUCGAUGAAGCGGAUAUCAGUCCUAAUGAAUUCUUUAGGCUGAGAAGUCUGGCUGUGGAGCGGUUGAAGGAAACCGACGCUCAUCCUUAUCCACAUAAGUUCGUAGUGACGACAUCCCUGGAGGAGUUCAUUGAAACCUACAAUCAUUUGCAAGAUGGCGCAAUUGUUGAAGAUAAGGAAGUCAGCGUCGCAGGAAGGGUUCAUGCUAUUCGUGAAUCUGGAGCCAAGUUGAUUUUCUACGACUUACGAGGGGAAGGAGUCAAGAUACAAGUGAUGGCCAAUGCUAAACUGUACAGCUCCGAGGCUGAGUUCAAUACUGACACUGAAAAGCUUCGAAGAGGCGACAUUAUAGGAUGUGUUGGUCAUCCAGGAAAAACUAAAAAGGGCGAAUUAUCAGUAAUACCGAAGAAAAUCACUCUCCUCUCGCCUUGUUUGCACAUGCUUCCUCAUUUGCACUUCGGAUUGAAGGACAAGGAAACUAGGUAUCGUCAGAGGUAUUUGGAUCUGAUUCUGAACGAGAAAGUGAGGCAGAAGUUCCUGGUGAGAGCGAAAAUAAUAGCCUACGUUCGAAAGUAUCUGGACUCGAUGGGCUUUUUGGAAGUGGAAACGCCUAUGAUGAACAUGAUCGCCGGUGGGGCCACCGCCAAGCCUUUCGUCACCCACCACAACGACCUCAACAUGGAUCUCUUUAUGAGAAUUGCUCCUGAGUUGUAUCACAAGAUUCUGGUUGUCGGUGGAAUUGAUCGAGUCUAUGAGAUAGGCCGACAGUUCAGGAACGAGGGAAUCGAUUUAACUCAUAAUCCUGAGUUCACGACGUGCGAGUUCUACAUGGCCUAUGCCGAUUACAAUGAUCUUAUGGGUAUCACUGAGUCCAUGCUUUCUGGUAUGGUCAAGAGUAUUUUUGGAUCAUAUAAGGUUACUUAUCACCCGGAUGGAGAGGAAGGCGAAGCGGUCGAAAUCGAUUUCACACCACCUUUCCAAAGAAUAAAAAUGAUACCCUACUUGGAGCAAGCUCUUGGCGUGGCGUUCCCUCCGCCUGAGCAACUUCUCACACCAGAAUCCAACGAGUUUCUGAGUCAGCUGUGCAUCAAACAUGAAGUGGAAUGUCCAGCGCCUAGAACCUCAGCUAGAUUGUUAGACAAGUUGGUUGGUGACUUCAUAGAAGAAAAAUGUAUCAAUCCUACUUUCAUCUGCGAUCACCCGCAAGUGAUGAGUCCAUUGGCCAAAUGGCAUCGGUCUUUCAAAGGAUUGACCGAGCGUUUUGAGCUUUUCGUCAUGAAGAAAGAAGUGUGCAACGCCUACACCGAAUUGAAUGAUCCUGUCGUGCAGAGGGAACGCUUUGAACAGCAAGCAAAGGAUAAGGCAGCCGGUGACGAUGAAGCACAACUGGUUGAUGAAAACUUCUGCACAGCUCUUGAAUACGGUCUUCCACCGACGGCUGGAUGGGGCCUGGGCGUUGAUAGGCUAACUAUGUUCCUAACUGAUUCAAAUAACAUCAAGGAAGUGCUAUUCUUCCCAGCUAUGAAACCAGAAGAUAAUAAACCAAAAAGUGAAGAAGUUGCAGAAAGUGAUCAGAAAGGAUCUUCUUAGUUUUCUGUUCAAGUAUUCAUCUAUUUAUUGUAAGUGGAUUGAGAAUAAGAAUGGAUUUCUGUAAUAUCCAAAGAAUGGAUAUACUUUUAAUUCAUUUUUGGUGAAUAAAAAUUGUUGAAUCGGCA